Leguminivora glycinivorella is the source of this 3007-nucleotide messenger RNA. It is a transcript of the gene Nct, whose product is annotated as nicastrin. NCBI's taxonomy places the organism in Eukaryota, Metazoa, Arthropoda, Insecta, Lepidoptera, Tortricidae. Bases 168 to 2327 code for a protein of 719 amino acids. Gene Ontology annotation, biological process: Notch receptor processing; protein processing. The transcript is spliced from 15 exons. The record is from RefSeq and is a predicted model, not a curated record. Gene Ontology annotation, cellular component: membrane.
UUCAUGAUUCAACUUGUGUGUCUUUUGUCGGCAAUCGAAAAUAGGGAAAGCUAUAAUAUUAUUAAAUAGUAUUAUAAAUAUAUAUUUUAUAGACUGGUGUGUUUCAAUCACUGAUGGAUUUGACCAAAUAAUGUAAUUUACGAACACUUAGCUCUCUUAUUUAUGCAAUGGGGUUUAAUUUUCUUUUCCUUUUCGUGUGCUGUGUUAUAAUAAAACCUAUUUUGGCUGAAAGACUCCAUGGGCAAAUUUACUCAUCUAUAGAAGGUGGUGCAGCAUGUUUCAGACGGCUAAACGGGACCCAUCAAGCUGGGUGUUCAUCAUCCAACAAAGGAGCUAUUGGGGUUGUGCAUAUGGUUAAAGAUGUGACUGAUGCUCAGUGGCUGGUGUUCAAUGGCAGUGCAGGCCCUUACAUGGCUGUGGUCAGCACAGCCACUUUCCAGAAUGUUGUUGAUUUACUCAUGGAUAAUCCACAUAAUGUCGCUGGAAUACUUCUCUAUGAAAAUGCUACUGAGAGGACCAAUUCCUUUAGCCAGGAAUCUGCAUGUCCAAAUGAAUACUAUUCAGCACAGGGAAGCCAAUGCUCUGCCAAAGAUAAGUCUGCCUGGAACCCUAUUGGCACGGGCCUUAUCCGAAAGGACAUUCCCUUCCCAAUAUUUUACUUGCCAGCUGCGCGGUUAGAGGAGAUUGUUAAAAUUCGUCAAUGUUAUGAAAGGUACAACCUUGACCUGGAGUCACAAGUAGGGAAACCAUUAUGCUCCAUACAGUUGAAUUCAUUCAUGUGGGCUGCUGUAAACAGCAUUGUUUGUAGAAGGAGAUCUGCAGCAAGUGCACUUUUAACUGCAACUAAAGUAUGCGACCCAUUAGGAGACAAUAAUGUGUACUAUUCAUUGUUUCCUCGAGAUAAGGGUCAAAAGAAAAAAGACGUUAUACUAGUAACGGCCAGAAUAGACACAGCAUCACUUUUCGAUGGCAUAGCACCCGGAGCAGCCAGCUCAGUCGUCGGGAUGGUGGCACUUAUGUCGGCCGCCGCGACUCUCAGCAAGAUCGUACCUGCAGCCGACGCCUCCAAAUAUGGCAAAAAUGUCCUCUGGACUCUGUUGAACGGGGAAUCGUUCGACUACAUCGGUUCGCAGCGCGUCGCGUUCGACCUGGCGCGCGGCGCCUGGCCGCCCGACGCGCCGCUUGCGCCCUCCGACAUCGCCCUGCACCUCGAGAUCGGCCAGAUCGGAGGCUCGCUGCCUAGCCUCAAGGAUAACGAAGAUUGGCCGCUCUACGCAUAUGCUCCUGAAGACCCUGGCACUUUAUUUAAUAUAACAAACUUCCUGAAGGACCUGAAGGAAUACCUGAGCAAGAACAACGUUACAGUGACGGAAGCAUUCUCGAACAAUCUACCGCCUUCCUCACUGCAUUCGUUCCGUCGGCUACUGCGCAACGCGACCAGCGCGCUGCCCGAGUUACUGCUCGCCGACCAUAACGGACCAUUCACUAACAUGUUCUAUAAUUCGGCCUUGGAUGACUAUGAGAAGAUUAACUACAAAUAUCACAAUAUUACUAUUGGAACGGAUGGGACUUUCGUACCGACGGAAACGUUAGUGAGCACAGGCAACAUGACGAGCAGGGACCUCCAAGUGAAGAUCGCCCACGUGGCCACGGCGCUCGCGCACACGCUGCACCAGCAGGUCACAGGGCUGCCCUACUCCGGUGACGUCACCGCUUCUGCUCACUUGGUGGACGAGCUCUUGUACUGUUUCCUCGAAGACAAGCUGUGCAAGCUUCUCUCCGCCGCCGACUUCGGCGGGCAGACGCCGCCGGCGCCGGGCGAGGAGCCGCCGCGCCCCGCUCCGCUGUACGUGGGGGUCGCCACGUACUUGUCGAGUGCAACCGCCUUCGCGGGACACCUGAUGGCGCUACUUGCGGGGCAGCACCUCACGCUAAACAAAACCGAGUGCGAUGCCGCCGCUAGUCCGGAUUUCUCAUACUAUUGGCUUCGCGGCUGGAAUCACAGUGGAGUUUGCAUAGAAACGAAUAUGAAUUUCAGCGAAGCUAUUAGUCCUGCCUUCAUAGUUCCAGAGUACGACUUCACAUCCGGCGAGUAUUCGACAUGGACGGAGUCGGUAUGGCAGGCGAUGUGGGCGCGCGUGUUCGUGUCGUCCGGCGGCGGCGGCGCGUCGGCCGCUCUCGCCGCCGGCGCCGUGCUCACCGUGUUCACGGCCUUGCUCACCUACUGGCUGCAGCGGAACGUGCACCACGUGUUUGUGAACGCGCCCCAUCCUUCUAUACACAGCAGCGAGGCGGUGCCUGGAAUACUUCGCACUGUGAACUGUUAAUCUACGUCGGACUGCAUACUGCAGCGACGCAGCAGUUCGGAAGGCGCAAUUGGCGGACGUGUACUCUACAAGCAUUCCAUGCGAAAUUAGUAUUAUAGUCUCUCUUCAAGUUCUUUUUAGUAAAAUUUGCCUUUUAAAUAACCAAUAUUUAUUAAUUAAUUAAUUAAGAAUAAUUUUUUGUAAUUGCUUUGCUAUUUUAUCAAUUGAUAAUUUAAUUUAUUUAAUUAGGCAAUUAGAUCAAUCGAGUACUGACAUAAUUACCCUAGAUUAUGUUACUACCUGGCGUAGUAGACUUACCUACAUCCAAGUUUCCACAUUAAAUAAAUUAUUUUUUUACAUUGCGGUUUUUUAUUAUUCUACGCCACAUAUUUAUAACCUAAUCGCGUCAUAAAGAAAGUAACUUUCUUCGGGCGUUCAUUUCUUUGACAUACCCUCCAAAUUUUUUUAUUACUUCUCGAUUACCGCCGUUACUAAUCUUUGAACUAUUAUAGUAAACCCAUGGUUUUCCCAUGGUUUAACCCACGUCACCAUUGUGGUCGAAUGGCCCGGGCAAUCGGGCAUCUAUUUGCCGCGAUAGCCGAGGACGCUGGUUGUGUUGUCCUUGGGCACACUAACACCUUAGUAAUUUAACAAAUGUACUUAAUUAGUAUCAUAGUUUUCUGUUCUCCAUGUAUUAAAGU